CCGCACUGGAUACGGCACGAUGAGAUCAUGCAUGCGAACACGCGCCAAUUAGCGCCCCGAUCAGUAUCCCAGCUAGCGCCCCAGUCAGACCACCAUGGGCAGUCGAAUGGCCGAUUGCAGCCAGAGGCGGCAGACAAUCCGUACAUCCACCGCCAACCUGAGGGACAAGGUUUCACGGACUAUCAUUGGUCCCGUCGUGAGCGCAUCUACCCCAGUGACCGGGCCGGCAUUAGCGCCCGCGCUGAUGGUGUCACCGCUCAAAUCCAGGAGAGAAGCUACGCGGGGUCAACCACUGACAGACUUUUCAUCCUCAACGCGCACCAAGCCCAGAUUACCUUCCAGACGGGGGCCAACGCGACAAGCCAGACCGUUCGUCGAGCAAAGCCUGUCAUAGCCACCUGAACGGCGAGCUCGAGUGCGAGGAGGACGUGAGACGGGAAGAGGGCCGUUGUUUACCACGAGAGCAAGCAUGAAUAUAUGACCUUGUACAUCUCCAUCAGGAACCAGCGGGUAGCUUACAAAUAUCUGACAUGUUGAUCAAGGAAAUGUUAGAGCAGAAUGAAUGAACCUUAC
Molecule: messenger RNA, 573 nt
Organism: Coniophora puteana RWD-64-598 SS2
Lineage: Eukaryota; Fungi; Basidiomycota; Agaricomycetes; Boletales; Coniophoraceae
Exons: 2
Coding region: 28-402 (124 amino acids)
Source: RefSeq, a predicted model, not a curated record